This is a messenger RNA of Aspergillus viridinutans, 792 nucleotides long. RefSeq lists its product as uncharacterized. The transcript has a single exon. Lineage: Eukaryota; Fungi; Ascomycota; Eurotiomycetes; Eurotiales; Aspergillaceae. Bases 1 to 792 code for a protein of 263 amino acids. The record is from RefSeq and is a predicted model, not a curated record.
AUGCCCGAUCAGCCGCGGCGCAUUAUUCUGGAAAAAUCCAAGACAGUGCGCCGCCGGUAUCAGCGCAGCAACAAACGAUUCCAAUUUACAGCUUCACAGAUCGAACGCAUCGAACGCGAAGAGGAACGCGAAGCACGAGCUAAAAAGCUUAGAGAAAAGGAGAAGAAACGCCAAGCCAAUAAGAAGAAAAAAGCCGAAAAGGAAGCCAAAGAACGAGAAGCACGAAGACGACUCGGUCUCGCUGAUCCUCAUGCUCUCCCCCUUCCUUCCAGUCAGCCAUUGCUUUCCAAAUUUCUCAACAAGCCCGCAGCGAAACCGGAUACAGAGAGCGAGACUUGUGAGGAGACAGAGCUAGACAGCCACAGCCAGGGGAGUAUCGCAACCGAAAUUGACGAGAGCCUGCUUUCGGAUUUAGAUGUCGCUGCCUUCGACGAUCAGACGGCUGCAGGGGUAUCAGAGCCAGAUAAUCAUACAGCAAGCAAUGAUCAGAAGGGUCAUGUUGGUCCGUCUCAGGACGAUGACGACGAGUUCUCCGAAUGCUCGAUUUUCUACGACGAAGACAUCAUCAAAGAAGUGGAAACAAUUGCUACUGCACAAGAUACGGCAGGCAGGCUGGGGGAAAUAGAUCAGGCGACGAAAGAGCCAUGCAAACCUGCGUUAACAAUAGGAGAAUCAUUCCAAGAUGACACGGCGAUACUCCUUGAACAGUUCGGCCAUCAGUUCGGCAGCGAUGAGGAAUUCGAACAGGAAUUGAUUCGACUCGAUACUGUAUCCGUUGGAAACCCAUCUUGA